ACCCUGACAUCCAUCUAAAUUUGUGAAUCUUGACACAAUGAGCUACUAUGGCAGCUACUAUGGGGGUCUGGGUUAUGGCUAUGGCUCUGGUUAUGGCUGUGGAUAUGGCAGCUACCGUGGCCUAGGCUGUGGCUUUGGCAGCUGUGGCUAUGGAGGCCUGGGCUAUGGUGGCUAUGGCUAUGGAGGCCUGGGCUAUGGUGGCUAUGGCUAUGGCUGUUGCCAUCCAUCUUGCUGUGGAAGAUAUUCUUCUUGUGGUUUCUAUUGAAAAACCACCUUCUCCUGCAGGAAUCCUUAUCCAAUCCAGCCUUGGGUAAUUCUAUGACUGUCUAAGGACAGCACAUUCCAUCUGUCUCUAUAGCUGGUUGACAAAGAAGAGUUUCCACAAGAGUGUCUUGGAAUUCUUAUGGAGCACUCAGAGCAGCGAAAUGGUGGGAAACCAUCUUUCUGGAAUUGAUGCAGCAUUUUACCUGUCAUGAAGGAGAUUCUCC
This is a messenger RNA of Sarcophilus harrisii (Tasmanian devil), 488 nucleotides long. RefSeq names its product keratin-associated protein 20-2-like. The transcript has a single exon. The record is from RefSeq and is a predicted model, not a curated record. Lineage: Eukaryota; Metazoa; Chordata; Mammalia; Dasyuromorphia; Dasyuridae. The coding region runs from base 38 to 265 and encodes 75 amino acids.